Penicillium angulare is the source of this 723-nucleotide messenger RNA. RefSeq lists its product as uncharacterized. The coding region runs from base 1 to 723 and encodes 240 amino acids. The record is from RefSeq and is a predicted model, not a curated record. The transcript is spliced from 2 exons. Lineage: Eukaryota; Fungi; Ascomycota; Eurotiomycetes; Eurotiales; Aspergillaceae.
AUGGGUCUCAUUCGGGCACGGCAAACCCAGGCCUGGUGCUUCCAGGUGUUCCAUUUGGAGCGCAGGAACUCCGCCCAGGCGAUUGGGCGCGAUUUAUCAUCACUCGACUUCACAAACGCGAAACGUGGUGAUGUCCCUAGCGUCGAGACCCUGAAGAAGAUGGUGAAGAUGGAUCUGCAACGCGAGUUCAUGGUUCGACACGGGCGGCUCUGGAACACCAGAAGCAUGAUUGCAAAGCUCAACGAAGGCUCUGAAAAGGUGGAGACUGCUGUUUGUUUUGUGGUCGGCACUAUUAGCUACGGCGAUGAUGGUUAUGACAGUAAAUGCAGCUUCUAUGCCCCCCCCCCCGCCCUGACUACUGAGACCCCUGAGGGUCCUAGCGAGAUCGAGAAGAUUCACAGUAUCUUUCAGCAAAUGAGUACAGAGUUGGAGGUAGUAAAGGCGGCCAUCAGUGAUCUCAACAAGUACACAGGAAAAACUAUGGAUGAAUUACUUCACACCCACGACAUCACUUAUAUUCCCGAUAUGCAAGCCCACAGCGACCUUUUCACACAAGGUCAAGAUGCAGAGCGUGCUCUGGCAGAAGCAAUGGUCACUCACAACACUUCAGUGCAGAACAUAGGAAAUAAGAUCGAAAAGCUGGUUGAUCGGGAGACAAACGAGACGGAGCAGCGGCGCCGACGUAAGGUGCCCCGAAAACCUCGCCCUGUUCGGAGCUAUUAG